Messenger RNA from Prunus armeniaca (apricot), 1569 nucleotides. Lineage: Eukaryota; Viridiplantae; Streptophyta; Magnoliopsida; Rosales; Rosaceae. The record is from the annotation of a GenBank genome assembly.
AUGCCUACUUUUAUUAGCGCACUAUUGAAAGAACCGCUCAAGAGUGAGCUCAUUGCAAUAUUGCAGGAGUUCAGAGAUUGUUUUGCUUGGCAUUAUCAUGAAAUGCCAGGUCUAGACAGGGAAUUAGUGGAGCACAAGCUGCCAAUCAAAGAGGGAUACCUUCCAGUCAAACAGGCCAGAAGAAGAAUGUCCAUGGACACAAAACUGAAGGUCAAAGAAGAAAUAGAAAGGUUGCUCAAAGCAGGAUUCAUCAGACCAGCCAUCUAUGCUGAUUGGCUAGCUAAUAUUGUACCAGUUCUGAAAAGAAAAAUUGGGGCAGUCAGAAUCUGUGUGGAUUACAAAAAUCUAAAUGAAGCUUCUCCCAAGGAUGAGUACCCUAUGCCAAUGGCAGACAUGCUAGUAGAUGGAGCUGCUCACAACCAGAUGCUAUCUUUUAUGGAUGGCAAUGCAGGUUACAAUCAGAUCAUGGUGGCAGAAGGAGCCAUCCACAAGACAGCCUUCAUGUGUCCAGGACAUAUAGGUGCUUUUGAGUACACUGUAAUGCCUUUUGGCUUAAGAAAUGCAGGGGCUACUUAUCAAAGGGCAAUGAAUUCUGUCUUCCAUGAUAUGAUAGGGCAUUCUUUGGAAGUUUAUAUCGAUGAUGUGGUGAUUAAAACCCCAGAGGAAGAAAACCACAUAUCAAAUCUAAGGAGAGCAUUCCUAAGAAUAAGGCAACAUAAACUAAAGAUGAACCCAAAGAAGUGUGUUUUUGGAGUUGAAGCAGGAAAUUUCCUAGGAUUCUUGGUCCACCAGAGAGGCAUAGAAAUCGAAAAGAACAAAGCAAAGUCCAUCAUAGAAGCUCUACCACCUAGGAACAAGAAAGAAUUGCAGAGUCUUUUAGGAAAAAUUAAUUUUCUAAGGAGAUUCAUAUCCAAUUCUGCAGGGAAGAUCCAGCCUUUCUCCUCUUUGUUAAGAUUGAAACAGGAACAGACCUUCAAGUGGGAAGAACAGCACCAACAAGCUUUCCAGGAAAUCAAGCAUUACCUCUCAAACCCACCAGUUCUGUCCCCCCCAAAGAGAGGCAGACCACUCAAGCUUUAUGUAUCUGCAUCAGAAGUAUCCAUUGGGAGUCUGUUAGUUCAAGAUAACAAGGAAGGGAAGGAACAGGCAGUCUACUACCUGAGCAGAACUCUGACAGAGGUGGAAAGAAAAUAUUCUGCAAUUGAAAGACUUUGCCUAGCCUUGUACUUCACUGCUGUGAAACUCAGACACUACAUGCUGCCAUACAUCAUUGCCAAGACAGAUCUGAUCAAGUACAUGCUAACAAGACCAAUGCUGAGACGCAGAAUUGGAAAAUGGACCUUGGCCUUGACAAAAUUUGCCUUCAGAUAUGUUCCUCAGAAAGCUGUCAAAGGACAAGCUGUGGCAGACUUCCUAGCAAAUCAUCCUGGGGAGGAGAUUGAGAACAUGGACUCUUUGGACAUAGCAAAUGCAGAUCUAUUGACUAGAGCUCACACCUGCCUCAACAAAUCUAUUCAGUUCAUCUCACACCUUGGAAGCUAUACUUUGAUGGAUCAAAAACUGAUAUAA